Messenger RNA from Adineta ricciae, 387 nucleotides. The record is from the annotation of a GenBank genome assembly. NCBI's taxonomy places the organism in Eukaryota, Metazoa, Rotifera, Eurotatoria, Adinetida, Adinetidae.
AUGCAAACUUCAAGAUCUUGGACCGAAACUUAUUCCAAUCCCACUAGUGGAACAAACAUUUCGUGUCGAUAUUGCCGAUAUUCUUCCGAAACAAAACGGUCUGCACUACCACUUGUACUUGCUUAUUGCAUGACAACAUAUAAAAGUCAAGGUCAACCUUUGAACAAAGUGGUUGUUGACUUAAAGUUCCCAAAUGAAACUGAUGAGAUCGCAGCAAUAUACGUACCAUUAUCUCGUGUAAAACGUCUGGUCGAUCUAGCAAUUUUGCGACUAUUUGACUACAAAGUUUUACUUAUGAAGCCAAAUAAGUCUCAAAUCGCCGAAAUAGAACGACUUGAUCAACUAUAUACAAACACACAAAGCCGUUUCUCAGAAUGGUUUGAAUAA